UGCGCCAUAUCGUGUUCUGUACGAAGGUUUUUGUUUCCAGAACCAGACGGCUUCUGGAUUUUUUGAAAUCCGAACCUAUCAGCCAUGGACGCUGCGGUGCACUUCGCCGUCUCGACGCCUCGCGCCUCCGCUUCUUCUCUUCAACAGAGCUCCCUGCAGAGGUGUGUGGCAACAACUGGGAAAGCACGAGCGGUCAAUAACCUGAGCCCAGUUCAAGGAGCUGUGCACACUCGCAAAGAUGUUGCAGCACAAUUCGUUCCGAAGAAAGCUAGAAGUACAAGACGCCAGCAUUCUAUCGUAUCUGCUAUGGCUGACUUUGACUCGGAUUCUCCAACUGAAAAUUUUGGACCAAGCUCCGAAAGCGAUGUCAAUUGGAGACAAGCUGCAUUGGUGACAACCGGUGUUGGAGCAGCAGUGACCGGAACGGCCCUCUUGGCCCUCGGUGGCGAUGGAGGAGGUUUUGGCGGGUUUGGGUCAGGAGGCGGGGGAGGCGGCGGUGGUGGAGAUGGCUGGAGGUUUUGGCUGGAUAGUGGCAUUGCUUGGGCAGAUGCGAGAAAUGAUGAAGAAGGGGGUGAUGCUUUUGAUCCUCAUGGAUUACAAGUUGGUCGUAAUGUGCCCGUCAGUAGGCUUAAUCCAGCCAAGCGGUAUCGCAUUUCCGAAGUGGAACUUGUAGAUAAGCGCACAAAGCAGCCCAUCGAUGCCAAAGAUGCAUUUUACGAGCUAGUUACCUUACGAAGGGGUGGAAUUGCAACUAAAGCCCAGUUGGAUGCAGAAUCAGAGAAUUUGAUGAAUUGUGGAAUGUUUCAAAGUGUGGAGAUGGAAGGGGUUACUAAGCUGGAUGGAAGUUUGAAACUGCAAAUUAUGUUCACAGAAAGCCAAUGGCAGGGAGCUGAUUCUUUCAGGUGUGUAAAUGUGGGCUUGAUGGCCCAAAGCAGGGGUCCAGAGUCGGAAGAAAAAUUAACAGACAAACAGCGAGAAGAACUUGCGAAGUCACAAGAAGAAGAGUACAAGAAUAGGCUUAGGAAAUCACGCCCUUGCAUGCUCCCUAAGAGUGUAGAGCGUGAGAUUUCAGGGUGGCUUCGUAGUGAGACAAGGGUGACUGCCCGCAUGUUGCAGCGCAUCCGGGAUCGUGUGCAGAAAUGGUAUCACGAUGAAGGCUAUGCAUGCGCCCAGGUGGUGAACUUUGGAAAUUUGAAUACCAAUGAAGUUGUGUGUGAGGUAGUGGAAGGUGACAUCACCCAAGUGCAGAUUCAGUUCCAGGAUAAACUGGGUUUUCCUGCUAUCGGUUUUACACAGAAGAAGAUUAUCCAGCGGGAGCUACCAGAUCAACUGAAAGCAGGUCAAAUAUUCAAUAUCGAAGCUGGUAAAAAAGCCCUGAGGAAUGUGAACAGUUUGGCUUUAUUUUCAAACAUCGAGGUCAAUCCAAGACCAGACGAGGAAAACGAUGGCGGCAUUGUGGUCGAAGUGAAGCUGAAGGAGCUGGAACAAAGGACAGCAGAGGUCAGCACUGAGUGGAGCAUCAUUCCUGGUAGCUCUGGACGGCCAACUUUGUCUACUAUCCAACCGGCUGGGAGCGUCACCUUUGAACAUCGGAACAUUCAAGGCUUAAAUCGGUCUAUACUUGGCGUUGUGACUUCGAAUAACCUUUUCAACCCUCAGGAUGACCUUGGGUUCAAGGCAGAGUAUGUGCAUCCUUAUGUGGAUGGUAUUGAUGACCCUCGUAACCGGACGUUUCGUGCCAGCUGCUUCAACAGUCGGAAAUUGAGUGCUGUUUUCACAGGAGGACCAGGUAUGGAGGAUGUCCCCUCAGUGUGGGUAGACCGGGCUGGGUUCAAAGCCAACCUGACUGAGUGCUUCACCCGGCAAAGUAAGUUCACAUAUGGGCUGGUAGUAGAGGAAGUAACGACAAGGGAUGAAACCAGCUCCAUUUGUGUGCACGGACCACGUACUUUGCCAAGUGGUGCUCUCUCUAAUUCUGGUCCUCCCACCACACACAGUGACACCGGCAUUGAUCGCGUUGCAUUUUUGCAAGCUAACCUUACACAUGAUAACACUCGCUUUGUAAACGGCACUCCUAUUGGAGAUCGUCAUAUAUUCCAGGUGGAUCAAGGCCUAGGGAUAGGCAGUAAGUACCCUUUCUUCAAUCGGCAUCAACUUGCUGUAACUCGAUUUAUUCAGUUGCUAUCCGAGGAUAAGGUGAACACUGAGAGGCCUCCCCCAGUUGGAGUUCUGCACGCAAGAUACGGAGGAUGUCUAGGAGACUUGGCAAGUUAUGAUGCUUUCACAUUAGGAGGUCCAUACUCUGUUCGUGGUUACAACAUGGGUGAGCUUGGUGCAGCUCGGAACUUACUGGAGCUUGCGAUGGAGUUGCGGGUGCCAGUGAAGACAACCCACGCUUACGGGUUUCUUGAGUAUGGAACUGACCUUGGAAGCUCCAAAGACGUGCGGGGCAAUCCCACGGAAUUCUUCAGACGCGCUGGGAAGGGAGCCUCAUAUGGUUUAGGUGUUAAGCUAGGAACUAUCAGAGCCGAGUAUGCCAGGGACUGCAAUGCCGGCACAGGGGCAAUUUUUUUCCGAUUUGGAGAGCGGUUUUAACUGUUGGUCGAACUACGGCUUUUAAUCCAAUUUUACUUGGACUACAGUCUUUAUGUACAUGCGUGGGGUGGGGCACGUCUUCUUUGCGCUCUUUCUAGCUUUUGGACUUACACUGUUGAAAUUUGUACGAAGGCUCCGACACAUCUAAAUGCAUCAAAACCAGAUAAUGUCAGAACUGGUUUUUACUGGUC
This is a messenger RNA of Physcomitrium patens, 2786 nucleotides long. RefSeq names its product protein TOC75, chloroplastic. The record is from RefSeq and is a predicted model, not a curated record. Gene Ontology annotation, biological process: chloroplast organization; protein import into chloroplast stroma. Gene Ontology annotation, cellular component: chloroplast outer membrane. Lineage: Eukaryota; Viridiplantae; Streptophyta; Bryopsida; Funariales; Funariaceae.